Epinephelus moara (kelp grouper) is the source of this 930-nucleotide messenger RNA. RefSeq names its product polysialoglycoprotein-like. Lineage: Eukaryota; Metazoa; Chordata; Actinopteri; Perciformes; Serranidae. The record is from RefSeq and is a predicted model, not a curated record. The transcript has 4 exons. The coding region runs from base 11 to 835 and encodes 274 amino acids.
GACUGAAGCAAUGGGAGCUGUGUGGGCAUUGCUGUUUUGUCUGCUGACUGUUUGGCUCGUCAAAGGCUCUUGUUUGCCAGUUGGUGGCACAAAUGAAGGACUUGAUGCGCUGCAGAGGAGAAUAAGAGAUGUGUCUCCCAAUGAUAUCUCCAUAAAGAAGGCCCUUGCACUUCUCCAGUCAAUGGAGACCAUGUUGGAGCAUAAUGCUAAAGAAGUACAACUGGAAACCAAUGAAGUGGAAGCUGAGGCAUCAGUCGGUCACCUGAAACUUGUACAACAGACUGGACCAAAAGAGCUCAAAACACAGAAAGAUGACUACGAUUCACACAUGGCAAGCGGCAGCGUGACUCCACCGGCCAGCUACCACCACAACAAUGUAACUGUAGCCAACGGCUUGAGGAGCAACAACGUGACUGCGGCCAGCGACCAGGAGAGCGGCAACGUGACUGCGGCCAGCGACCAGGAAAGCGGCAACGUGACUGCGGCCAGCGACCAAGAAAGCGGCAACGUGACUGCGGCCAGCGACCAGGAGAGCGGCAACGUGACUGCGGCCAGCGACCAGGAGAGCGGCAACGUGACUGCGGCCAGCGACCAAGAAAGCGGCAACGUGACUGCUGCCAAUGACAAUGGAGCUGUUGAUGAAGUCACAGAGAUGGGACCUGACCAUGGCAACAGCAGCAACGUGACAGAGGCCAGCGAUGAUGGAGCUGUUAAUGAAGCCGCAGAGAUGGGACCUGAAAGUGGCGCAGCUGUGACAAAAAUGAGCAGAGUCGGAGCUAAAACUCCAAAACUGAUCACGAACUCGCACGGUCAUGGAGAGCCCAAGUUAAAGUAGGGAAUACAUGUGAGGAACUAUGCAAGAGCUCAUUCUGAAUGCAAGAUGUUUCAUUCUGCAUGUACCUGCUUUUAUCUCUCUGCUUUAAAUAAAAC